CAAAAUUUCCCCACAGGUGUUUGCAGAAGGACUUUGCACCCUUGAGGGUCACCCAGCCAACUUUGAAGCCACUCUUUCAGUCCUGCCUUUGAGUACGUGUAAGUAAAAACAGAGUUUGCGUCUGCCAAGUAGAGGGCCUUCAGAAGACCUACUGCGCCAGCGAUGCCCUCCUAGCCAGCCGCCCAGGAAUGGAGGGCUUCAUGGACUCAGGGACACAGACAGACGCCGUUGUGGUGCUGUCCUUGGCUCAGGCCGCUGUGCUGGGCCUGGUCUCGGAAAAUGAGCUCUUCGGGGCCACCAUAAGCGCUGAAGCCUUCUACCCGGACCUGGGGCCCGAGCUGUCCAGGGCUCCCGUCGGGGCACCUGGGCCCCCGGGCCCCGACGUCUACCCACUGGCCUGCAACGGGCGGGCCCUGGAGGAGCCGGCGGAGGAGGAGGUGCUGGAGGUGGAGGCGGCCUUCGAGAAGCACACCCGGCGGAAGACGCGGCCGCCCGUGCGGCUGGUGCCCAAGGUCAAGUUUGAGAAGGUGGAGGAGGAGGAGGAGCAGGAGGUCUAUGAGGUGUCCGUGCCCGGCGAUGACAAGGACGCAGGCCCGGCAGAGGCGCCAGCCGAGGUGGCGGGUGGUGGCUGCGAGUCGCUGGUGCAGAGCAGCGCCGUCAAAAUGAUCGACCUCAGCGCCUUCAGCCGCAAGCCCCGGACGCUGCGGCCCCUGCCCCGGGCCCCGCGGCCGGAGCUCGACGUGGCCCCCUACGACCCCCACUUCCCCGACCCAGCCCGGGAUGGCUUCCCGGAGCCCGGCAUGGCGCUGCCUGGACCCGAGGCCUUGCCAGCGGAGUGUGGUUUCGAGCCGCCCCCACUGGCGCCCCUGAGCGACCCCGAGGCCCCCACCAUGGAAUCCCCUGAGCCCGUGAAGCCCGAGCAGGGCUUCGUGUGGCAGGAGGCGGGCGAGUUCGAGGCGGACGCAGCAGGCUCCACGGUGGAGCGCCACAAGAAGGCCCAGCUGGACCGGCUGGAUAUCAACGUGCAGAUCGACGACUCCUACCUGGUGGAGGCGGGCGACCGCCAGAAACGCUGGCAGUGCCGCAUGUGCGAGAAGUCCUACACGUCCAAGUACAACCUGGUGACACACAUUCUGGGCCACAACGGCAUCAAGCCACACUCGUGCCCGCACUGCAGCAAGCUCUUCAAGCAGCCCAGCCACCUGCAGACGCACCUGCUGACACACCAGGGCACCCGGCCCCACAAGUGCCAGGUGUGCCACAAGGCCUUCACGCAGACCAGCCACCUCAAGCGCCACAUGCUGCUGCACUCGGAGGUCAAGCCCUACAGCUGCCACUUCUGCGGCCGUGGCUUUGCUUACCCCAGUGAGCUCAAGGCCCACGAGGUGAAGCACGAGAGCGGCCGCUGCCACGUCUGCGUCGAGUGCGGACUGGACUUCUCCACCCUGACCCAGCUCAAGCGCCACCUGGCCUCCCACCAGGGCCCCACCCUCUACCAGUGCCUCGAGUGCGACAAGUCCUUCCACUACCGCAGCCAGCUGCAGAACCACAUGCUCAAGCACCAGAACGUGCGGCCCUUUGUGUGCACCGAGUGCGGCAUGGAGUUCAGCCAGAUCCACCACCUCAAGCAGCACUCGCUCACCCACAAGGGCGUGAAGGAGUUCAAGUGCGAGGUGUGUGGCCGGGAGUUCACGCUGCAGGCAAACAUGAAGCGGCACAUGCUGAUCCAUACCAGCGUUCGGCCCUACCAGUGUCACAUCUGCUUCAAGACCUUUGUACAGAAGCAGACCCUCAAGACCCACAUGAUUGUACACUCACCGGUGAAGCCAUUCAAGUGCAAGGUGUGCGGGAAGUCCUUCAACCGCAUGUACAACCUGCUGGGCCACAUGCACCUGCACGCGGGCAGCAAACCCUUCAAGUGCCCCUACUGCUCCAGCAAGUUUAACCUCAAGGGCAACCUGAGCCGGCACAUGAAGGUCAAGCACGGCGUCAUGGACAUUGGCCUGGACAGCCAAGACCCCAUGAUGGAGCUGACAGGCACCGACCCUUCUGAGCUGGACGGCCAGCAGGAGAUGGAGGACUUCGAGGAGAGCGCCUAUGCCUACGCCGGCGUGGACAGCGGGGCCGAGGCCAGCGUCCUGACCGAGCAGGCCAUGAAGGAGAUGGCCUACUACAACGUGCUAUAGCCCAU
Pteronotus mesoamericanus is the source of this 2191-nucleotide messenger RNA. It is a transcript of the gene ZNF710, whose product is annotated as zinc finger protein 710. NCBI's taxonomy places the organism in Eukaryota, Metazoa, Chordata, Mammalia, Chiroptera, Mormoopidae. Bases 189 to 2186 code for a protein of 665 amino acids. The record is from RefSeq and is a predicted model, not a curated record. The transcript has 5 exons.